Messenger RNA from Anisakis simplex (herring worm), 1323 nucleotides. The record is from the annotation of a GenBank genome assembly. Lineage: Eukaryota; Metazoa; Nematoda; Chromadorea; Rhabditida; Anisakidae.
AUGGAUCAUGAUUCAGCAAUGGAUAAAAGUGUUAUUGAUGGAUUAUUUAGUAAUGGAUUCAUGUCGGUUGAGGUUCCAGUCAAAUACGGCGGAACUGAAGCGAGCUUCUUUGAUGCUAUGAUUAUCGUUGAGGAACUAGCUAAGGUCGAUCCAUCGGUGGCUGUGUUUUGUGACGUUCAGAACACAUUAGUUGCACCACUGAUUAUUGAAUACGGUACAGAAUCACAGAAAGAAAAAUAUUUACCACGAAUUUUUUCUGAUUGGGUCGGCGCAUUUUGUUUGUCUGAAGUUAGUUCAGGUUCGGAUGCAUUUGCAUUAAAGACAACUGCAACAAAGGAUGGUGACGAUUAUAUCAUUAAUGGUAGCAAAAUGUGGAUCUCCAACGCGGAACAUGCUCAUUUCUUCAUUGUAAACCUUUUAUCAAUUUCACAUUUUCCUUUGAUAUUUAUUGUGAUGGCAAAUGUCGAUCCAAGCAAGGGUUAUAAAGGUAUAACGUCAUUCCUGGUUGAUAGAUCAUUGCAAGGAGUAGAAGUUGGAAAGAAGGAAGAUAAACUUUGUAUCAGAGCGAGUAGCACAUGCCCGGUGCACUUCAACGAAGUUCGUGUCAAUAAAGAUAUGCUUCUCGGUGAGCUUGGCAAAGAUCUCAUAUCGAUCCUUGAUCAGCGAACUGCUAAACCGUUAGUUUUUGGCCCAAAAAGUUACAAAAUGGCCAUUGAAUGUUUGAAUGCGGGACGUAUUGGAAUCGGGGCACAAAUGCUUGGUUUAAGUGAAGGAUGCUUCCAGUCGACAAUACCUUAUCUACAACAGCGUAAACAGUUUAAUAAACGUCUCAUUGACUUUCAGGGUUUGCAACACCAGAUUGCUGAUAUUGCAACACAAAUUGAAGCAACACGUUUACUUGUUUAUAAUGCAGCACGACUGAAGCAAGCAAACGCAAGUUAUAUCAAGGAAUCUGCCAUGGCGAAAUGGUAUAGCUCAGUCGUAGCAGGAAAUACAACAACCAAAUGUAUCGAAUGGAUGGGUGGAGUUGGAAUCUCGAAGUCGUUUCCAGUCGAGAAAUUCUAUCGAGAUUGUAAAAUUGGUAAUUUUCAUUCAAUUCUUAUCUACGGAGGACAUUUUUACCAUAGUCAUGUAAUGCUAAGAGAGCGUUUUUCGGAUAUAGGCACAUUUAUGGGAGAUGAGAGUUCACUUGACACGUAUUACGAAUUAUGUGCACCUCAUGCCAUCAAUAUAUUUUCAGGCACUAUCUAUGAAGGCACUUCGAACGUGCAACUUAACACGAUUGCUAAACUGAUUGAUGCUGAAUACAAGGAGAUAUCUUAA